GGAGAGAGGGUGGGCAGGCCGGCGGUGGCCGCCCCGCGCUCCUCUCGGAGCCGCCCCCCGAUGAGGGCCCGCUGCGGGCUGGGCUCCAGCGUGCGGCUCAGGGGGCUGUUGCGGUGGUGCGGGCUCGUCUUCGGCUCUUUUCCUUAUGCCGUACCAUAGUGUCAAAGACUCCCAUUCCUCCUAAAGCCAGAACGCCGCAUAAAGCUGGCAAACCCGAGAAUAAUCUUUCCCAGCAGCUACCUUCUAAUAAUCUGUCUGGAGACUUCUGCCAGCUGAGGACUGGAGAUGCCUCUGGAGUCAGCUUUGUAAUUGAAGCAGACUUUCUCCCAGCAAGGGUGGAUGAAGGCACGGUGGGGUUUUUACCGUCUGUGUCCUAUUUCAGGUGUUUCUCAGAUUGACUGGCAAAAUUGGGAGUGGAAUUUGCAAACGGACAGCCUGUAUUUCAAGUAAACAGUAAACAGUUGCUUUGCUUAAGGGUGUAACUGCUACUGAAGUGAAGAUUAAAGGAGGUCUGAUGACAACAAAAGCAAACUUUCCUGUGACAUCAGGAUCUAUAGUUGUUCCUUUUGGGCAUGUGAUUGGAAAUGAGAAGUGGAGAGGGUCAGAGAUAGCCCAAAGGCUACAAGGGAAAAUUAGACUCAUCUUUGAAGAUGGCUUGGGACUUGUGGAUUUUCAUCUUUCAAACAGAACUUGCAUUUUAUAUAUUUCGGAAGCAGAUUUGGUUGCAGGGGAUGAAUUCAAACGAAGAUUGGUUCGGUUUAGAAAUGCCAGCAGUUCUGUGGGAAUUGUAAUUGUGGAGAGAACCCAAAUAAGUGAUCAGUACUUCUUAGCAGUACAAAAGCUUGUUGUGCUGGAACUUGGAAUGGUGUUGCUUCCUGUGGCAAAUCAAGGAGAAGCAUCUCAGCUUAUUACCCAGCUAGUCCGCGAACAAAGUAAGGAUCUCAGCAGUAAUCCCUUUCUUCGUAAACAGCGUUCUCAGCUGGCAGAGCCAUCAGUGUUUCGGACAGUGCAACAAAUUCCAGGAGUUGGGAAAACAAAAGCUCUGCUUUUACUGCAACAUUUUGGAAGCAUCCACCGGCUUUGUAAUGCAUCUGUCGAAGAGCUUGAGCUUGUGGUUGGACAAACAGUAGCACAACAAAUUUACAGUUUUUUAUGUUCCUGACAUGCAUAUGUUAGUGCUGUUCUGGAAAACAAAGACUUUUUGUUUGGUUGUUUCUUGUGAAUUACAGAAUUUUGUUUUUAAUUGUCACAUAUUAUGGUAAUUUCUGUAAUCCUGGUAACAGCUGGAGGGUGUGGACUGUCUAGAUAUUAUUCUGCUGCUGCUUCUUUACAGCUGUUCUGCUCAUGUAGAUUGAGCUGUGAAAAUUACCUUGGAAAGAGGGUAGUAAAGUGUUUUGCGUCUAUCUUGUACAAAAAACUGAGAGAAAGCUGUCUCUUUCAGCAUCCACAGAAAAAAAUGGAAAAGCAGUUUGCUUGCUUGGUUUUGCCUUCCAGAAAUAACCACUUUGUUAGUAUGUGGGUGGGGUUAUCUUCUCAGUAACUGGAAAUGUGAGUUACAGUACUUUUUAAAAAGUUAGCGUACAUUGCUUUUUAGUAAUAUCUUUGAUUUAUAACUUUUUGGAGUUCCUUUGGACGAUCCUACUGGAAUACAUCUUUACCUUUACACUAACUUAUUUCUCUGGUUCCUUUUUCAGUUCACAGGUUGUUAUCGAAUUUAUUCCUUUGUGUCUAAUAUCCAAAAUCUUGGUUAAUUCAUGUUGCACUUUUGAAUAGAGGUUAGGAUAAUUAUAAUAAAUUACAAUAUAUUUUGACACAUUA
Molecule: messenger RNA, 1818 nt
Organism: Phalacrocorax carbo (great cormorant)
Lineage: Eukaryota; Metazoa; Chordata; Aves; Suliformes; Phalacrocoracidae
Source: RefSeq, a predicted model, not a curated record